This is a messenger RNA of Cylas formicarius (sweet potato weevil), 3965 nucleotides long. Its product is annotated as protein inturned. The transcript has 7 exons. Gene Ontology annotation, biological process: cilium assembly; establishment of planar polarity; nervous system development. NCBI's taxonomy places the organism in Eukaryota, Metazoa, Arthropoda, Insecta, Coleoptera, Brentidae. Gene Ontology annotation, molecular function: protein binding. The coding region runs from base 966 to 3578 and encodes 870 amino acids. Gene Ontology annotation, cellular component: cilium; cytoplasm. The record is from RefSeq and is a predicted model, not a curated record.
AGUGUGAAAAUUUUAAAACUAAUCAAGCAGGUGUAUAAAUAAAUAAUGGAAAACCAACGUUUGUUAAAAAACGAAAAUUUGGAAGAUGCCAGUUCGGAUGAAAACGACUGGACUGACGGCUCCAGUUAUAGUUCCUGUUAUUCUGAUUCAGAUAGUAGGCAUGGUGGACGUGGGAUAAAAUCUUUUCCAACGUGGAAAUUGGUGGUUUUAGCACACUCUGUAUGUACCUGUAAACUAGUUUUAAGCAAAGUAGGCCGUGAAAUUGGCAAUUACAUUUUCAUUUUGACCAAAAAUACAGCCUACUUAGCUUUCCAGGAAUUUAAAAAUCCGGACACAAAACCUUCCAUGCUUUCUAAGGAACUAUGUACUUUUUGGUGCAUUGAUACAAAAAUCCCAGAUGUCGGAAAACUAGGGCAAUACUAGGGCUUAAUUAUUUCAUUAACAAAAACCGCUUGACAAAUUAUUCAUUAAACUUUGUGAAGAUGUCUUGCAGUCGAUAAUGAUAUAUAGGAAAUUCGAUGUUAUAUUUGAUUUUAAAAUGUUUUCAGCUCGUUGCGCCAUUUCCGAAUGACAAAUAUCUAAUCCUAAUCUCUUACUAGGUUUAUUUUAUCGGUUUUUAUUUCUAUGGUAUAUUUUAAGGUCACCACCAUUUGGUAUCAAUAAAUUUGACCACUCCAUGAUUCAUUCAUUGCAGAGCUCUACUUGCAUCUUGUGGAGAUCGUGAUAUUUGUUGAUAACCCUAGGCUUUUAAAAAGCUUAAACACUUAAACAGUAUUUCCUUUCCAGAUGUCACUUACUGUCCAUCAUUAAUUUAUAUUGAAUUACGUUUGGGUAAGAGGUUUCGUUCAGCGUUAGAAUAAGUUUUUUGGGGCAUUUGGGAUUUUUGAUCUGCAUUUAACUCCAUAUUUGGUUCGAUUCUCCAAAAAAACAUCAAAAAUAGUGCUAUAUUUUGUAUCCAACUACGAAUGUGUGACAUCGAGAACGCGGUUUCAAGAUUUUACUUUUACAGUACAAUUCCCGAUUGGGAACCAUACGUGGAUGACCUUUCUGGCGAGCUGCUCUACGUGGAUUGUCACCCGUUCGUGACGCAAAAUAAGGACCACAACCCAAAAGAGCCGCCCCAACCCUUUUCAAAAACUCAACUGAGGAAAAGCACAAGAGGCAAAUUCCUCCGGUUGAUUCGGCGGCGCGAGAGUAAAAGACGAAGUCGAAAGGGACCCAAGCCCUUAGACGAUGUCGUGGAGAACUCAAACACUCUCAAGGUUAAAUUUCAAGACUGCCAAGAGGGCGAAGAAAAAGACGUCACACUGGAAAUCGACUCCGAGAACCGGUACAACUUGUCCAGCGAUAAAUCGCUGGCCGAAUCUCUAUUAGGCAUUAACGUUAGCACCUUAUCGGAUGGCAAUCGCGUAAUGAUAGCAGGUUUCUCUUUCGACAGCAAAGCGAAAAAUGAACGCAACAUAAAAAUAGGGGACUGGCUGAAAAGCAUAAACGGCAUCGACGUAAACGUAGACAAUCUGGACGACAUUCUCCAGAAAUUUAUCAACCACGAUGAAGUGUUGCUCAAACUUCAAAGAGUGGCAGCCACUGAGGUCACGAAAGAUCCGCCCAUAAACGAACUCAACCUCGAAUCGAAUUUCGUAAAGGAGUUGAUGAACUGCAAGGCUGAAGACGAAGCGACUUUGAUGCAAGCUCUUUGCAAACACCCCGUAGGUGUCGUAUACUUGGACACCGAAAAAUUGAACGAGAAUAAGCAGCCGAAUGAGGACGUCAUUUACUGUUUUCCCAGGCCGCUGCAAAGAAACGCGCUGUGCAAUGCGCGUGGCAGCUUUAUCACCUUGAGCCAUUUGUUACAAGAUGUGACUAAUUCCGAUGCAAAUUCGAGUACGUUUUUUUACAAACAACGUCUCGUACAUAUCGUUUAUACCAAAUUGGAUAAAAAGUUGUUGUUAUUUAUGUUGCCGGACGACAGAUUAAGUAUUAAAGAGGUCAGUUUGCUUCAUGAGCAACUGGUUCGACUUUUAGAAUUUUCUUACGAGUCCGUCGAUCAGUGUUUCACCACUGAGCGGCACGCGAAUCAAGUCGACUGGUUUUUCUCGAGGUUUUUCGCCAGAAUAAUGAGCGAUUGCAGUUGGGCCACUAUCAAACAGUUUCUCGAGCAACAAGAUUCGAAUGAAGCGACUCCGUGUUUAUUCGAAGAUGUUUUACCUUAUGUACCGAACCUUAACCUUCAGGAUGAGGCUCUAAUGCAGGUAGACGAUGCUCUGGCCGAGUUAGAAGCGAGUGAUUACAGGGAGUGGAAUGAAGAACCACUGGACUGUCAGCGUUUGUUCACCAUUUUGGGCAGCGCUUUAUUUCACUCAGGUUACCUAGUCGCCUCUCAUUUUAUACAAGACGAUUUGAUAGACGUCUGCUGCUUCUGCAAACAGCAAGGUUUCUUCUACCUCUCGAGGUCUGAACCCGUAAAAUCGCUGGUAUUUUGGAAAGAAGUGUUCCCUUCAUCUUGUAAAAAUUUUCCUAGUGCAAUAAAAUUCCCAUUAGCCAGGAGAUAUCUGUUGAUUGUAGGGAGCGGAAAAGAUCUGUUAACUGUGUUAAUGGAAGCAGGUGGUUGCACUGAGUCAGCCGAACCGAAUAUGGGCCCUGACGCAUUUUAUGUGGAAGAAGCUCAAGCCACUUUGGCGCAUGUGCAAGAAUUGGGUGUUGGUGAGUUGGCAGAUCGCUCCGUAGCAAAUAAUUCCGGCUUUGGAAUCGUCACUCCGACUCCUCCGGCGAGCAAGAAGAAAACCGAUUUCAUGGGCACUCUGAACUUUCCACGAGCAAGCUCUUCGUUGGUGAAAGAGCCCGCUCCAAGUGCAAAACGGACGGAAGUUACGUCGAUUUUGAAACGUCGCAGUUCGGAUCAGAACUUUUCGUCUUCGUUGGUGGAGGACGUGUACGAUGCGUAUUCAGAGGGUAGCGAUAGCCAGUGCUACAGCGAGAGGAUGAGCGAGAUUAGUGACGAUUCGGGAAUUCGGCAGAAAAAUGACGAGGAUUCUGAUACAGACGAAUUUAUGGAUGGCAGUCAAAUUAGCACCAGCAGCUUUGAUAUAUCCGAAAUGAGGCAGUCUUUACUUUCUGAAAUGGGCGAUUAUGUUCCAGUUCAACUUACAGUAGGAGAAACAAAUAUUUUGUACGAUUUUAUCCAUUUGGAUGCCACAGAAGGUAUAUUAAUAAGCCCAUUAGAUUGCAACUUGAAGUCGCAAACCUACCACAAUAUAACCAACAAUUUCAGAAGGUGUUGUCAAAUUAUUCACGGAGUAUUUCAGAAUACAUUGAGGUUUAAGAAUAUGCCAGCUCAGGAUAUCGCCAAGACAUUGAUGAACAAAAGUUUGAUAGCAAUCAAAGAGUACGGAGUGGUAUUUGAAUGCUUGUAUGUUGAUGAAAAAGAAAAUAAUAAAAGAAACAAAAUCACUUACUGGGUUGUGGGGAGAUUAUUUUAUAUGCCACAUCCGAGGGAAGUCUAUGUUUGUUAUCAAGAACUUGUUCCACAAAAUAUGGUUGAAUUAGCUUUUAAAAUUGGAUUAAAUUGCUCAUUUUAGAAGUUUGUUGGGUUUUAGUUCCAUUUUUGCAUUACCUUUUUUAGAUAGGUUGAUUGUGACAUCUUACAUAUAAAACAUGGAAAGUUAUUCUCUUCUUGAGAUUCGCGGUGUUAAAGCUAAAAGGUAUGUUCAUAGAAAAUUUAACCACCAGUUCUAAACCAAUGUAAUAUUGUAAUCAGCUUAAAAUUUUCUAAUUUUUAAAAUUCAAAAAAAAAAGAUUUUUUUAAACUAGUAGAAAAUAAAAUAUUGAUUUUAAAGUAUAUUGACAUUGAUAAAUUAAAGUGUUCUUUAUUUUAUAUAGAUCAGGAAGCCUUUCCUAUGGAUAGUGCUUUAGGAUGGGUGCAACUUCUAAGAGUUAAAAAUGUUUGCACGCUUAAUAAAGUGAAA